Messenger RNA from Cynoglossus semilaevis (tongue sole), 1578 nucleotides. RefSeq names its product cadherin-9-like. The record is from RefSeq and is a predicted model, not a curated record. Gene Ontology annotation, cellular component: plasma membrane; catenin complex; adherens junction. NCBI's taxonomy places the organism in Eukaryota, Metazoa, Chordata, Actinopteri, Pleuronectiformes, Cynoglossidae. Gene Ontology annotation, biological process: cell migration; calcium-dependent cell-cell adhesion; adherens junction organization. The transcript is spliced from 5 exons. The coding region runs from base 672 to 1550 and encodes 292 amino acids. Gene Ontology annotation, molecular function: calcium ion binding; beta-catenin binding; cadherin binding.
AACUUUGGACAAAAGAAAAAGAAAACGAAAGUGUGACGUGUUUUCAGCGUCACGUCAUCGACCGCUGCUGUGAUCACGGUGAUUUAUACUGAGUUCAUCAUUAUUAUACACUGUCCUAUUUGUCUUCCUCCAGAACACCUGCCCUCCUCCUCAUCCUCCUCCCCCCGGGGACACGCCCCCCCCAUCCAUCCAUCCAUUCAUCCAUCCUUUCCUCCACCCUCCUUUUGUUUGUGUCACUGCUGUUUUUCCUUUUUUCAUCCCUCCUUCUCCCUGUUUGGUCCUGAAUGGCGGCCAAUGGGAGGCUUGUCAUCCUCACGCACACGCGCACUCUCUCACGCACACGCAGCGGUAGGGGCAGUAGCAGCGCAGAGACUGAAGCUGCUGCAGCGGAACAAACGGGCGAAGCGCACCGCAGUGAACGGAUACACUCCCGAUCCAAAACCGGCCAAAAACCUCAGAACCGAACCGAACCGAGAGUCCUGCUCCGAACCCACACAAAUUAAAACUUCACGUCAGGAGGUCCUGAAACGGGUCGUGAACUGGACUGCUUCUGACAGCAUGAGGUCUGCUUCAAACCUCUGACCUCUGACCUUAAGACGCUCAACCCAAACCACUGAGGGUGGACAGACCAGGACCAGGACCAGGAGACAGACUGGUGUCAGUGCUGCGUCAUGGACCGGAGAAAGGUUUACAUCCUGAUGACUCUGUGGGUCGUGGCCCACCUCGGCUCUCCAGGGUCAGGCCUCAGGGCCCUGAGACGGACUACCGUGGGACGGAGAGGAUCUGGGGGACUGACAGGUCAGGACGCUAACGGAGUACCGCUACGACGGUCCAAACGGGGCUGGAUGUGGAACCAGUUCUUUUUGUUGGAGGAGUACACUGGGACGGACAUGCAGUACGUCGGAAAGCUUCAUUCUGACGGUGACCGUGGAGACGGAAGCAUCAAGUACGUCCUCACCGGUGAAGGAGCCGGAACUCUCUUCAAGAUUGAUGAAAAGUCGGGCGACAUCCACGCCACCAAGAGGCUGGACCGGGAGGAGAAGGCCUACUACAUCCUGCACGCUAAAGCCGUGAAUCGCUUAACCAACGUGGCUCUAGAGGGCGACUCUGAGUUCAUCAUCAAGAUCCACGACAUCAACGACAACGAGCCGCGCUUCACCAAAGACGUGUAUCUGGCCCAGGUCCCGGAAAUGUCCGAAAUUGGAACGUCGGUUAUUCAGGUGACGGCAACUGACGCCGAUGACGCCACCUAUGGAAACAGUGCCAAAGUGGUGUACAGCAUCGUGGAGGGACAGCCGUACUUCUCUGUGGACCCAGAAACAGGCUUGAUCAAGACGGCUUUGUACGGCAUGGACCGAGAGGUUAAAGAAAACUACCAGGUGGUGAUCCAAGCCAAAGACAUGGCCGGACAGAUGGGGGGCCUCUCAGGAACCACCACGGUCAGCAUCACACUCUCCGAUGUCAACGACAACCCACCACGCUUCACCAAGAGUGAGUACAUUCACCUGAAGAUGUCUUCCUUUCUCUGCAAAUACACACAAUCAGACUGACCAAUCAGGUCAAGUGAAUAUUUUGUGU